Diospyros lotus (date-plum) is the source of this 1851-nucleotide messenger RNA. Its product is annotated as transcription factor GTE1-like. Lineage: Eukaryota; Viridiplantae; Streptophyta; Magnoliopsida; Ericales; Ebenaceae. Gene Ontology annotation, molecular function: protein binding. Bases 326 to 1516 code for a protein of 396 amino acids. The record is from RefSeq and is a predicted model, not a curated record. The transcript is spliced from 11 exons.
GGCUGCCCUCUCUGGAACCCUUCCAUCUCUUAGGUUUACCUUCGUCAUAGCUUACAGCUAUCAUCGUUCCCCCCUUGCCGCCCGGUUGCUCAGUGCCGCGGUCGAUUCACAAACACGAAUCAACGCUUCCGUGCUCGCCUUGCAGCUGUUGAUUCACAAAGACAAACUCCGAUUGCUCGGUGCCGCCGUCGAUUUAGCUUAAAGGAGUGAUGGGAAGUUCGGAACCUUUUCUUGCUAGGGUUGUUGAUUCGUGUCACCCUAAUUUUGAGGCUUCCCCUGUUUGAUCAAAUAAACUCAUCGAACUAAUAUAUGGAAAUUACAGAAAAUGCCCACACAAAGGGUAUGGGAAGGUUCAAACCCACGACCUCAUGCUUACUGUAAGGGGUUUUAUCAGAAGAAGACAGUGGAUUCCUCAAUUCUGGAAAUGAGAUUAGUGGAGCAUGGUAAUGAUGCUGAUAUGGUGGAUUUCAGGCAUAGCGUAGAUCAAAUGUCCACAAGGGUUCAUAAGCUUGAGCAAAGACUGAGUGAGGUAGAGCAAUUCUACUCAACUGUAAGUAAGAAGCAAUUGAAUACUUCUAAAGGCAGCUCAAUUGUGAGGGACAAAGAUAAGGAGAAACAUAUUUCUAACUUUAAGAAGCGACAGCAAGAUGCACCACGUAGAGAAGCAGCUGCAGCAAAAAGAAUGCAAGAAUUGAUGCGCCAAUUUGGCACCAUAUUACGUCAGAUCACCCAGCACAAGUGGGCGGGACCUUUUAUGCAACCUGUAGAUGUUGAAUUCCUUGGUUUGCAUGAUUACUUUCAGGUCAUUGAAAAACCCAUGGACUUCAGUACCAUAAAGACCAAAAUGGAGGCCAAGGAUGGCACUGGUUAUGAGAAUGUCCGGGAGAUAUGUGCAGAUGUAAGGUUAAUAUUUAAGAAUGCAAUGAAAUAUAACAAUGAAAGAGAUGAUGUUCAUGUGAUGGCGAAAUCUCUGUUAGUAAAAUUUGAGGAGAAGUGGUUGCAACUCUUGCCAAAGGUUGAUGAAGAGGAGAAAAGGCGAAAAGAGGAGGAAGCAGAAGCACAGUUAGAUAUGCAGCUUGCUCAAGAGGCUGCUCAUGCUAGAAUGGCUAGGGAUUUGAGCAAUGAGCUUGAUGAGGUUGAUCUUUAUCUGGAAGAACUAAGAGAAAUGGUGCUUCAGAAGUUUAGAAGGAUGACUACUACUGAAAAACGGAGACUCGGGACAGCUCUUACCCAAUUGUCUCCUGAUAAUCUCAGCAAAGCGCUGCUGAUCAUUGCUCAGAGUAACCCAAGUUUUCAAGCAACAGCAGAAGAGGUGGACGUUGAUAUUGAUGCACAGAGCGAGUCCACCUUAUGGAGGUUAAAGUUUUUCGUGAAGGAAAGCUUACAGGCUCAGGGCAAGAAUGCGGUGGUGGCGAGUACGAACAACAGCAACCACAAUGAGAACAACAAGCGGAAGAGAGAGAUCUGCGAUGCUCUUGCUAAAACUUCCCAGAAAAGGAGUAAAAAACUUGGCUAGUAUCAGUUAUGGCUACCCGCAAAACCAUAUGGUAAAGUGGAUCUCUUUAUCCAUCCGCUAAAAACCUAGUAGUACUCGAGAAGAUUUUAUUGGCCUGUUAGAGAAAGUAGACGAAAACAUGUUUCUUGGGAAUAGAUGUUUUGGUUUUGGGAUAAUUGUGAUCUUUUUCUCUUACUUAAUAAAUUGCAAUAUGUGUACAUAAACAGAUAUCUUUGGAUGCACCAAACAAACAUUUUAGGUUAUAGUCAUUGUGCUGCCUCUGUUCUUGUAAGCCAAAUGUCACAUGGUCACAUGAUAUUCGACCCCACAAAUUAAUUGUUUGAUCUUCUAUUAUA